AUUCAUACACACAUUUCGUCAUUUGUACAUUUAAGUGUUGAGCAAAAAAAGGGAAUGAUAUAUCUUCAUUCUUGUGAUGAAAGAUUGAUCCCUUCCCUUGAGAAGUAUACAAGUAAAGACUAAAAGGUUUGAUCGAAAAUGAGUACGAAGCAUCCUUCAAGUAUCAAAGACAAGAUUUGUUUUUUUUUUUGUAAAAAAACAACCAACACGGCUGAAUAUCACAUUAUAUAUAUAAAUCAGUAAGAAAGGAGCACCCAAACGAUAUGAAAGAUAGUAAGAGAUGAUGGAUAAUGGGAACUACAAUGGAGAUCAAGGAGACAUUAAUUUUGUACAACGUAAUUACAAUAUCGACCUUAAUAUAAUUUAAAUAGAACAAUAAAAUCACAAACCUGAAUAUGGCAUCACAACAAACCAGCCAAAACCCUUCCGCAAAUAUAGGAAAUUUACAAGUCACGAACACAGAGACUGUCACAGUUGAUGACAAAAAUAGCGAGUCGAAACACUCAAAAGGAGGAUUGCAUGACAAUAAAACACAUGAAACAAGUGAAGAAACCGAACUGAAAGCUGACAAACUGAAGUUGCAAAAUAGACUUAAGGAUGAGUAUGGACUAGAUCAUAAGUAUUGGUCAGAAGUAUUUGAAAGAGAGCUUGGCUUAACCAAUACCAUACAGCUAAAAUAUCUUAAUGACAGUCAUUUGAAUAAACUUCAAUCAAGUAUACGCAAUGAUUUGGAUAAUGAAGCUUUGAAACAAAUUAUAAAAGACAAUUUAGGAAAAGACAAGAGCGACAAUGCUGCUCCGAAGAGAACUGCAAAAGAAGUAUCAGAUGAGUUUCAACCUGAUAACAGUAAUUUUAAGGACGAAAUCUAUAAUAAAGUCAGUUCCCUGACGUCAGCAUUAGAACCUGGUGAAUCUUGGAAAACUUCCCGACAUGAUCUGGAUUUAGACACGAAACUUAAAAAUUUACAACCUACACACAGUAGUAGAGACGUAAAAACGACGCAAUUAACUGAUAGAGAAGUUUUAAGUCAUUCAUCAAGUAGUUGUGCCUUAAGGGGGAUCCAUUUAAAUCAAUGUAUAGAUUCAAUCACAGAAAUGAAGCGUAUAGUCAUCGAUUUAGUCGGUGAUGUAACAUUCCAGGGACCAUCCAUGAAACAGGAAGUUCAGUUUGUUGAAUUUUCGUCUAGAGAGAAGAGUGAUACAUUUCAGAGGUCUUUACAGACAACUGGCAAAAAUGCAAGGUUAUUUGCUCAUAUUGGGUUUCCAAUUUUUAGCAUGAAAUUACAAGGAUCUUUCACAUCAAUGAAGAACAUCGACGAUACUAACACCACCAGUUCAGAAGAAUUUUAUCAGUCAAAAGAAAAAUAUGCAUUCGUGCCAGUCAAAUCUUAUGAAUUCAAGAUAGAAAAUAUUCAUUUGAUUUCAAAUGCUAUUAAAACCUUACAAAACAUUGAAUCUGGAUUACAGGGUAAUGCGAUCUGUAUGAAAAGUCUGUCUCAAUGCAAAAGUUUCUUUCAAAUCUAUGGCAGUCACAUUAACAUGGGAAUAUUGCACUUUGGUGGAGUUUUUAAAUGGAAAGCUUCUUAUUCUUCUUCGAUUAAAUCGUCAAAUAAUUCCAGAAAGGAAUUAGUAAACGAUACCUUGGAUGGAUUUACCAGCAUGGGGUAUACAGGGCCGGGACCAGCUAUUGGCAUUGGUGUAUCUGGAAAGUAUCUCUCAGGUAACAGCAGUAUUGUAAAAAAUCAUACGGAGGAAGAAUUGUCAAAAGUGCAGCUAAACAUUGAUCCCAUAGGAGGACCACAUGAUGAGACUGAUUAUGGGAAAUGGGUUCAGAGAUUGACUACAGAAAAUGGAACUUGGUCGCUAAUUUCAAGAGGUGAAUUCAUUGGGAUUUGGGAAGUACUAAAGAAUCAUAAAACUGACUUUUAUAAUGUAUUUGAUUUAGCUGAUUUUAUGCAAUGUGCGUGGAAUAUGGAAAUAUUUGAAAGCUGCCUUGACACGUUUGAAUUAACAGACUUUAGCACCAUUUUGCCAACACUUCGUCAAUCAAUAGACAGAUUAAUCGACCUUACUAAAGACGAUGGAUUUUUCAAAAGUUUAGUAGAAUCAAAUAUUAAGGUACAACACUUCUUUGAACAGGUUGCAUUUUCUGAUGAAUUACAGGAUCAAAUGCAAUGCGCUAAGAUGCAACACGAAAUUUCUUUAUUAUUAAGUCAUUUGAAGUAUGUUUUCUUGAAAGACAGACCAAAGUUGAUGUUAUGGAUUGCUAAAGUGAAUGCAAAGUUCCAAGAUCUGCCGAGUGCCUUAUCUACUGAAAGAAUAGAAGAUAUAGAUACGUUUAUGUCUGUGUUGAAGACGAAAUUCCUUCCAGAAAUAGAAGACAUGGCUACGAUGGAAAGGCAUAGGAACCAACAAACAGCUGAACUUUACAUCACUAGUGAAAUGACAACUGUAUGUCACCGAAUAUUAAUAGAAUUCAAAUCAAAAAAUGUUCGUGAAUUUGUCAUUCUUAUGUCUAUUCUCUCACGCUUACGUUUUGAUGAAACAUGUGGAUUUCCACAACUUCUUUCUGAAUCAGAUUUAAAAACAUUCAUUGCGGAAUCAGAACAAAUAAUUCAUGAAUUUAACAACUUACCAAAAAAAUCUAAAGUCCAAGAUCAAGCAUGUCUUAUAGACUUCAUCGUGAAAAAUAUAACAAGGAACAAAUCUAAAUCAUUCGAAAAAAUCUUCAUCAAAUGCGUCCAUGCAUUGGAACCAGUGUUAGAAAACGAUAUUAAAUCGGCCAUUGGCUUAAAUACUGAGAAGUCUCCCUACAACUGGCUUCAGCUUCAAGAUGAUCUAUUACCAUUCAUUAAUGGAACAGAUAAAAACCGUAAAAUGUAUUCACUUCCAAAGUUUAACAUUAAACAGAACGAAAGUGGCCAAAAGGGAUAUAUCCCAAUUACAAAGUCAUCUCGGAAAACUGUUCAAGACAAAGUUAAGAAUUUUCUUACCGAAAUGCGGAUGCCAUCAACAGUUAAUGUGCUUGAUUCUGUGACAAUUGAUGAAAGGACAACAAAUAAAAAGAAACAAAAUCUGUUGUGGUUUUUGUUACAGAAAAUAAUGACACAGCAUUCUUCUAUAUAUAAAAUUCUAAAGGAACAUGUACAAGAAUUCCAAAACGAAAAUAAGUGUAAAGCUGCGGAUGCUUUUGAUAUCUUUGAUGAUUUUGAAGAAGAUGAUAAUGUUUCGACGUUAAAUGAAAAUGACAACUUAUUUGAAAAUUUGAAUGCUUUGGAUUUGAUGGUCGCGCUGUUUUCAUGUUCAUCAGAGACUUUAAAGCAGGCGCUUGCUUCAAAAAUGUAUACAUGCAGAUUAGCUGUACCACUAGUGUUACCCGACGAAUAUUUAACGGCUCCGUCCGUAAGCUUUUUCAACUCUGUUUUCAUAUCUACGUCGGGAAACAAACAAAUUCCAGCAGCUGACUGUCCAUGCAACAUUUUAUCUUUUAUCCGAGUUGGCUGUCCAAAGGUUUCAAAAUCUAAAAUCAUUAAUGAUAUAAUUUCAAACGAAAAUCAUGAUGUAUUUUUAAACUACUGUUCACCAUUUGGGCGUUCCAAAAGAACAAUAGGCGAGGGUCUAAUUGAGGCUACAUUUUUUAAUCCAUAUCUGAAAAGUGAAAGGGGAAGGAAUUGUGAGAAAAGAACAAUGAUACUGAACUUACGAGGUGAUGGUAGUUGUUUUAAAGAGCAGUUAAAUAUAUUAUCUCUCUUAUCUUCCGGUGUAGUGGUUUUUAUUACUAUCGAAUCGCUUGAAAGUGACGAAACACAGAAAUUGCUUCAAACAUUUUAUUCAUCAAGAUCAACUGUUGCUUUGAUGAUAGAUGCCCAAAAGAGAUCAAAAGAAAAUGUUAAACAAAUCACUGACAAAUAUAAAGAUAAAUCAAUUGACCAUAAGAAGACCAAAUUUGGAUUAAUUUCGAUUGAUGGACAAGAAAGAAAACCAGCUGAUAUAAAGAAUGAUAUUGAUUUCAAAUUUCAGGAUUUAUUUAGUAAGGUGCCAACCAAAAGUCUAACAGUUAUAUUAGGAGAAUCAAAAAUAGUUUUGCAAAAUGAUUUUAGUCAACGAGGACAGAGAGUAACGAGGAAAAUAAAAGAAUUGCUUGACAAUUUUACUACUACCUUUAGUAUCAAACGUGAUGUACUUCCAAUGCAAGGGGAUAUUUUGAGUUUGUUAAGUAAGAAUAUAAAAAGGUUAUAUAAACCUUCUGAAUACAAAUCCCCAAAGCACAAAGUAGAAAUAAAGCAAGCAAUUUCAUCUUUGAGAAUGGAACAGGUGAAGAGGUUAUCUAUUCUGCACCCUUUGAUGCAUUUAUUUUUAGAAACUGUUCUCAAUUACCUUCAAUUUGAUGAAGAAGAAUUGAUUAACUUUGCCCUUUGGCUAAAAGUUUAUCUAGAAAAGCUUACACGGGAGAACAUGUCUGUUUGUCAUGCUAUAUAUAUAAAAAGUGUAGAAAAGUUGAAGGCUGCAAAACAGAGUAAUUCAAAUGAAGUUGAAGCUUUUAAGGCGAAUGUAGACAAUGAUGAAUUAGACUUUCUUGCAGGACAAUUGGGAUUUGAGCAUUUUAUUCGGGAAAUGGGACAAGUUUAUGAAGCAACUUCAGACCAAGAAUCACGAGUCUCUGUUGAAACCAAGAAUCUAGUGAAACACUUCCCUUGCAUACCAGCUAAACUUCUCUUAGCAGGAGUACCAUUUGAAGUGAUGAAUGGCGAUCUUAUACAUGUACCAAUUGUAUGGGUUAAAGCAGUUUUGAACGCAGUAGCAGAAUUAAUUUGCGACAAGAAAUGUUUAGUUGUAUCAGUAGUAGGAAUACAGAGUUCAGGAAAGUCGACAUUACUAAACACAAUGUUUGGACUCCAGUUUCCUGUUGGACAUGGAAGAGUUACAAAAGGAGCAUUCAUGCAGCUGAUACCUGUCCAUGACGAGAAACUUGAUUUUGAAUUCAUUAUAGUUAUUGAUACUGAAGGUCUGCGAGCACCAGAACUAGGUCACGAGAACUACCAGCAUGACAACGAAUUUGCAACAUUUAUCAUGGGCAUAGCAGAUAUAAAUAUUGUUAACAUUAACGGUGAAUCACAGGGCGAAAUGAAAGAAGUACUGCAAAUGGUAGUUCAUGCACUUUUGAAAAUGAAAACAGCGAGUGAUAGUUUAAACUUAAAACAGUCAUGUGUUUUUAUACACCAGAAUGUGAAGACUGAAGGAGGCAUCGAUAUUGCUUUGGAAUACAAUAUACAACACAUGAUAAACACUCUAGAUGAAAUGACAGCGGAAGCGGCAGAUCAACUCGAUAUCUCCGAUAUAAAUUAUUUUAAUCAGGUUAUUGAUUUUGAUAAGAAGUAUGUGUGGUAUUUGCCUAAUUUUUCUACUGGUGAAGAGCCAGUUACACGGAUUAGUCCAUAUUACAGCGCACAUAUAACAACGAUUAAGGAGACAAUUAUAUAUGACAUAGCACGAAAGCGCCAAGCGUACUUUUCACUCAAAGACACCGCAUCAAAAAUAGAAGACAUUUGGAAUGGAAUUCUAACGGAGGAUUUUGCUUUUAGCUUUAAAAAUAACCUUGAAGCUAAAGCAUUUACUAAAUUAGAUAAAUAUUACCAAGAAUUGUACUGGGGAUUGGAAUCGAAACUGUACAACUUUGUUCGGGAAAAGAGAUGUUUUCUUCUCAAAUGUAAAAGCGAAUCAGAAUUUGACGGGUUGAUAGCGACUGUGCGAAACAAUUUACCUGAAUUUCUUAUCAAUGAAUUCGAAAAAACAAAAAACGAAUUUGAUGAAUUCAUUGAAAGACAUACAUUGAAGAAUAUAAUGUUGAAAUGGAAACAAGGAUAUUCCUUGAAGCUGCAGACAUCCUUGAAACCGCUUUCUGAUAGGUCAGACAGGGAAGUAGAGUUGAUUAAAAAUGAAAUAAAACAAUUCACCGAAUGUGAAAAGGCAAUAAAAAAAUGCGAGGAUGAAAUAAACAGCUAUGCCACUACACUAGCUGAAGAGUUCAAUGAUAGCAAUGAAACUGCAGUCUCUGAAAAUAUAUUGCAUGCUCGAUUUGAUGAAGGAUGGUUAUCGUGGAUUGCCAAAUGCUCUACGACACCAGUAGAUGCUGCCAAAGAGCCUGAUGAGGUUUUUGAUGAAAUAAAAAGAAUAGUUCGAAAAAAUAUUUAUGGACACGGUAAUUUUUACAAGGAAUUAGACGAUCUCACAAUUAACGAUUGCAUACAAAUGUCAAACUUGUAUGGUCUUGUUGUAUUUAAUGAUAUACAUUUGGACAGUCAUAUAACUAUUUACAAGAGUUUGCUGACAGGAUGCAUGACUUUAGAAAAGCCUGCGGUAUGCAUCAAUCAAACUGUGGAUUUUACUGACAAGUUAUUUUUAAAGAUUGAGACCUAUUUGACAAAGCUACGUUUUCAAGACGUGAAAUUCAAUGAAGUGUUUAUGAGUGACAUAAUGAAAAUGGUUGAGUCAGAAAUUACUCAGCAUAAUGACCAUAAAGACAAUGAUCAUAAAUUCCGAUUAAAAGCACAAUAUAAAGCCAUGGUACUAACAAAAAUUGCAGCUUACUCUACCAAAGAAUUUAUAGACAUUAAUAGACAAUAUGACCAAAAGCAUAAUCCACGAAUAAAACUGGAGGAAUAUAAAGAAACAGCCCUGAAAUUGUUUGUGGAUCUCGUUCAAAAGAAAACUGAAGACGUUAUAGCAGGGAAUUUUUUUCAGAAGGCAAUCAAGUCUAGUGUAUUGGAGCAAAUAGACGAGAUUUUACCUGGUAAAGUGGAGGCCGAAAUUUGGAAAUCAUUUGAAUAUUCAAAAUAUAAUGUAAUUAAAUCGGUGAUGAAAGAUCUGAUCGACAAGAACAGUUUUGAUCAUUUUAGUGUGUACAUUACUUCUCCUGCUGAUUUUGUUGAAAUUUGGCUUCUCAACUACACAAACAAAUGUUUAUUUGAAAGGGACGGGCAAAUUGUCCUGAACUAUAAAUUAUUAAGUAAAUUCAUUGUAGAAAACGCAAUAGAGGACGUGAUAAGUUCUGUAAACAACGCAGCUGAUAAAAUAAAAGGAAAGUUCGGUGAUCGGAUAUCUGCGUGGAUUGAAGAGUUCAUUACAAGCUCAAAAUUAUUGCCGAUUACAAAAGAAAAACUUAAACACGUGGGCAAAAGAAAUGUUACUGAUAUUGAAAACUUUAGAAGAACUGUUCUUAAGGAGAUUUCUUCAACAAAAGUAAGCCUAUUGAAAGAAGUGACUGAUACCACAGAAAAAACUAUUCGAUGGAAAAAAGAGCCAUACACGUCUAUAUUUGAACGACUAUGGGGAUGUUGUGCUACCUGUCCUUUUUGUAGCGAACCCUGUGAACACAAUGACAAUCAUUUAGAUUCAGUAAAGCACAGUUGUAAACAACAUCGUCCACAAGGCGUAGGUGAAUAUGCAUGGGAGAAUGGCAGUGGGGAGCUAGUUACUGAUAUAUGUAACCAUUUAAUUCAUGAAAGUCGAAAGGAUUUCAUAUUAGCUGACUCAAACAAAACCCAUAAAUACAAACAUUACAGAACAAAGUUUCCAGAUUGGGAGAUUACGCCAAUUUAUAAGCCUUCUAAGUACUGGAUGUGGUAUUUCAAAACAUUUAAAACUGAAAUUUCGAAAAAAAGCAACACAAAAGUACCAGAAUUGCCAGAAAGCUGGAAUGAUGUAACAGCUGAAGAUGCGAAAAACAGUUUAUAACAAAAAACUGAAAGAAAACAAAUUUGUGAACAAUGCGUGUUAAACUUAUAAUUCGCAUAUCAGUAUUGUUUCAUAAUGUAUGAAACGAAGAACAAGUAAACAUUGGUUUUGAAUACAUUGUAGGUAAUCAUGUACUUGACGUAAACAGUUAAGAAUGUAUCUUGAUGUUUAGUGAAUACGAGUGAGAUAAGUGAUCCAAAUAGCGUCAUUUUCCAUUAACAACAUUUGACAAUAUACGUACAUUAUAACGUGAAAAAUGGUAAUUUGUAUAUCUAGUAUUACGUAUUUCAGUAUAAAUCAAAAAAGAUUUGAAUUGAUACUAUUUAAGUCGAGCCAGCGACAAUAAUGUCACAAAAGUGAGACAUAGCGAUUGUCGAUCAUGUAGUCGGCAUCGGUUACGUCAAUAUUUAUGCCGAGUCUUUGGUUAUUACUUUGUUCAACAUUCACAGAAUUUGAUGAAGCUACAGCAAAAACUUGUUUAUUUUCUAAAAUAAAUUUAAAAAAAAAUAAUUUCCAGUAUUUUUGGAAAGACAGAAUUGCACCCAAAACAUUUUUUUAAUUCUGUAUUUUAAUGAUAAACGUGCUCAUUUUUUGUAUGUCAACAUUUUACUUCACACUGACUACAGUUAUACUAGACGAGGCACAGGGUUCCGCAGAACAUAUUUCUUCUUUAGAGCUAAGUUAUCAAUUUAGGGAUGUUUGCUUCUUUGUUUCAAAAUAACAGGCUUUUUAAAAGACUGUUAUAAAUUGGUAGUAUAUGAAAAAAACUGAAAAAAAAGGGUCAGUGUCGUUGAUUUUGGUAUAAUUAUAAGCAAUUUAAAAUCUGGCGGAAAAUGAAUCUCCCAAGAUUUUUCAAACAUUGAAAAGUUGGAACUGUUACUUCGAAAAACUAUAAUAUGAUCACCUGUUUUUUAUAAGAUUUUCAAAACCAACUUCAUAAUUUGUAUUUUAUCAAAUGAGGAAGAGAAAAGUAGGGUAAAGCGGGCACAAUAUUUUAUUGGCAAUACAUGGAUAAAACUAAAGUCUUCCAAAUAUCUGACAAAAAAGUCAAAGAGUAGUGAACUCUUACAUGUGAGAUGUGGAUUUGUAAACGUAGUGCUGAUUUUUUAUGGACUUUGAAGUGUAGUGCCUCCCUCAUAAAUGUAUUCAAGUUGACAUACGUAAAUGUAGCAAUUAUAAAAUAUAAUUUUAUAGUUAAUUUGAUAAUAUGAUUGAUAUAAGAUAUUCAUAUAUUUCGAAGUAGAAAACAAUAUUUUGCAAAAUUUGUAGUAUUUCCUGGUAGUUAGAAUAGCCGCAGUUAAAAAAAAAUAUUUUUCUCUGUAGAUUUGGCACUUAUCACUUUCACUUAAAAGAAAAAUGCAUUUUUUAUAAAAAUCAAGUGAAUACAAAAAAAGAUAUUGUUACAGAAACUACACGUGUUAUGCAGUGUCCGUAAACAUGCCAUUGACAUUAUAUUGUUUUGUCCCCCGCACAAUGCGAUGCGAUACUGUAUUUGUAAACAGUUUUAGAGGUUGAAAGAAUGAAUGCUGGUCUUGUAGUCAAUCAAUAUCGAGAUAUACGGUUAACAUUGUUUGGUGUGAAACUGUCACAUUUCAAUCAAAUAUUUAAUACUUACAUAUGUUACAUUUUGAUAUGAAAAUAUUUAUUAAUAUAAGUUUUAACUUAUUUACUUUGAAUGUUAUACUCAUUUACUCAAAACUAAAAAAAAAAUACUAAAAAAAACCAUCUUCCUAUAUCUAUUAUGAGACAAGAACCCGAACGUUUAUAAACUGUGACUAUGCUGCAGUCUAUAGCUUAACUGUAACAUUGCACUGUUUGUUAUAUUUUUGUCUUCUUAAGCAUGUUAAGGAGAAACUUAACACCUUGACUAAAUAAAAUCGACUCGUUUUAUCUUCCAAAAAUUUUGACAAAAUAUUAGCUCUUACCCUUUAACAAAAAUACAAAAUAAAUGUUGUGUGUCGUUUUUAGAAUAACCCCCUUUUAAACUGAUCAAUAAAUUGGGUUCAUUUUGGCAGAAAGUACAAGAUAAAUAAGUGUUUUCUCUGAUAUCUAAUGGUGAUUUCCGUUUUGAAAUUUCCACGGAGUUCAGUAUUUUUUUUUAUUUUACUUUUGCAUGUUUCAGAAAUCAAAAUUGUUCAUCCAUUAUAUCUUGAUACUAUACAGCCUUUUGUAAAGAAUGUGUUUUAACAGCUUUACGUUAAUGUUAUGGAAAUAAACUAAGCUUUUAUUUUAUUUUAAUAAGUAUUACCUUUUAUAAGUUGUUAAUUGGGUUUUUUAGCUCACCUGGUCGAAAGGCCAAGUGACUUUUAAUUGUCACUUAGCUUUCGUCGUCACGGUGCUUUAACAUUUAAAAAUAUUAUCUGUUUACUUGACCAAAUUUAACUAAACUUGGACAUAUAAUCCUUUUAUAGUUGGUGUGUUUCUCUCGGUUUUAGUUUGUAACCCGAAUUUGUUUUCUCUCAAUCGACUUGACUUUUGAACAGCAAUUUACUUCUGUUGCCUUUUCUUCAUUAUAAAGGUAUAGAUUAUUUUUUAAAUUUGUCCGACGAGCCUGCCUGCCAAUGAAGCUAGCUGGCAUGACUUAAACGAAAUCAUAGCGGUUAAAUACAAGUUUUGCCCAUUAUUUCGAAAACCGCUAUGAAGAAAAACUUCAUUUAAACUGUUAACAUGUUUGAUGCGACCGCAAAAAAAUAAAAAAAGGGUCUUAUAUUGGUAUUAUGUUGUCGUCCUCCGAUGACGGAUGGUUUCCGAAAAACAGUCAUUCCCAAAAAAUGGGUACAAUUCGAAUGUAGACAUGUUAAAAAAUAAAUUUCAACUGAGCAGAGAGAGCGUGCUGUUUUCUUCUGUGUCUAUAUCUAGUCUGUCAUUUUUUUAAUUUUUACUUACACCAUUUUAGUUGUUUUCAAGUUUUAGCAUUUUUUGUAAGACAAGGUAAGUAUGAACGUAUCGGAGGUUAGUGUUGUAUAAAGUCAUCUUAAAAUUGCAUUAGAGAAAAACACAAGAUUUAAAUCGAGGCUCAUGUGAAAUGGGUUACAUUUACCACCAUAUCAGACUGAUUUAUACGUAUGAUUCUGUAUAUAUUGAAAGCAAAUACCAAUUUUAAGGUCUGAAUUAAUAUAGCGUUUAAAAAAUAAAUCAAAUUAGUAGUUUUCACAACUUAUUUAGUAAUGAAUUUAAACUAAUGAAAUGUUAUGCUGUAUAAUAUUUUAGUUUCAUAAUACAGCUUUCCAUGAAAAACCCUAUUAUAUAUGUUUUGAAUAUCUUUUGUAUGUAUUUUUAUGCUUGUAUUAAUCCACACCCCCAUCUUUGUUACGGAGGUUAAUAUCAAACCAGUAACUAAAUGCUGAUACUUAGUAACACGUAACUCUUUAAUGCUAGCUUUUCUAAACAAUUUAUUGACAUUACAAACUAAAAAACAGUUUUCUAUCAAGUUAUCUGUUUCUUUUAGUCAAAUGAACUUGUUCUUGUCAAAAUCUCCAUAACGAUUCAUGAACUUUCACUCAAAAAUAUGUUUUUAACCUAAACCGAAUACUGUUCGACUUAAUUUUAUUAGCUCUAUACAGAUAAUGUCAUCUUCCUUCACACUAUACUGUAUAUAUUAUACUCAACUAUGAAGUUUUGGGGUCAAAAUAGUUUCAUUUUGAAAAUUUCUAUCCUCCGUAACGACACUUAAAACCUCCAUAACGGACAAUUCCAGUUCUUACCAACAGCAAACAUAUAAAUGAAUGUUAAUAUUGGAAUUAAAUGACAAACAAGACAACAGAAUUAAACAUUUUUCUUAGUAAAUCCUUAUCAAAAAAGAGUAAAGUCCUGUUAGAGAAAAAAACUGUUUUUCCUUAAAUUUCUAUCCUCCGUAACGUAAAUCAAUGAUGUCGUCUAUGAUUGACAUCACCUUUUGAUAUUUAUUAGUGAUAAUUGAUGGACUGAUUUGGUAUCUAUAACAAUGUACAAGAAUUUCAAUUGGUAUGAUCGUGUUUACAUGCAUGUUUAGAUUUUUUUUAUUUGCAUAACCUCCGUUACAUUGAUGAGUCCUAAAUGAUCUUGAAAAUGUUUGCCAUUAACCGCUGUUUAAGUUAUGAUUGUCGUCGUAAUUACACAAGUUGUGUUGUAGACUAUUUUACAUCUAAGAAAAUGGCUGAUAUAACGUUUAUUAAACGUUAUAAUGUUGCUCCCAUAAAAGGGAAAAACAAGUUAACCUACCUUUCUCAAAACAACAUUUUUUAUGCGACAAUCGAAAAAAAGAGAAAAAGAAGAUUUUUUUUUAUUUUUCGUUUCAUUGCAAAAGAAGUUAAAGGCAGAAUUUUAAAAUUUGAGGUAUCAACUUUGCUUAAAGUCACUUUGGGCAUGAUUUCCAAUCAUAUAAAUAUGUUUUGACUGUACUUAAAGAUACGUUACGGUAGGUUAUACGUUUUAUGAUUAUGAUUGGGUUUGGGGGUUAGGUCCCAAAGGUUUAGGAAUAAGAGGCCCAAAACCAGCAUUUAUUUAGUUUCAGGACAAUAAUUUGUGUAUAAGUAUUUGAAUUGCUCUGAAAUUGUACUACAAUAUUAAAUACCAACAGUCUAGAAUUUAAGGGCCAAAAAGGGGCAAAAAAACAAGCAUUUUUCUAGGUUCUGGACAAUAACUUGUGUGUAACUGUAUGGAUCUCUCUUACAUUGUAUCACAAGGUUCCAAAUAACAAAGGGAAGGCUGGGAUUGAGUUUGGGGUUUAUUUCCCUGGACACGUAGGAAUAAAGAGCAAAAAAAAGGGCCAAGAAGAAGCAUUUUUCUAGUUUAAAGACAAUAACUUGUGUUUAAGUGUAUGGGUCUCUCUGAAAUUAUACAAUAAGGUUCAUUACUAAAACGGAAAGACUGGAAAUGAGUUUUAGGGUUCUUGCUCCAAGGGGUUUUCCAACAAGUUGGGGACCAAAAAAGGGGCCAUAAUAAAAGUUUGUGUAGUCUCCAAUCAAUAACUUGUGUUUUAAAUGUAUAAAUCUAUCUGAAAUUAUUAUUUAUUAUGAGAGGGCUAAAGUUCAUUUCAUUUCGCAAUAAGGAACAAAAAAGGGGAAAACAAGGGGUUUUCUGGUUAAAGGACAAUUUAGACAAUUUUAAAGCAGUGUAAGCAAGUUAAUUCAAUUCAGGUUUAAGGAAUACUUUUACAUAUAUAUGUUUUAUUACCUCUCUUACACUGAUUCAAAAUUAUGUAUUAAGAAAUGAUGAUUGUCUUAUAAUGUAUAGCUGUAAAUUUAUUUUUAGAAGUUACUAUAUUAAUUAAUAUCAAUUUUAACCGACAUGAUGUAUUUAAAUGAGCUGUUUUUGUUGCCAACUGCAUUAGAAAUUUGAAAUCAGAUUAUUUUUGGAAUCAGGGAAAGGGAGAGGUGAAAAAAAUGGAAAAGAGGGGGGGGUAAAUAAGAAUGUGUGGGGGGUUAAAAAAUUCUCAUUUCACACUUUAGUGUAUUGCUCAAAAGCAAAAAAAAUAAAAUUAUUAUACCACAUUUAUUCUGUGUCAGAAACUUUUGCUGUGUCAACUAUUUGAUCACAAUCCAAAUUCAGAGCUGAAUCAAGCUUGAAUGUUGUGUCCAUACUUGCCCCAACUGUUCAGGGUUCGAUUUCUGCGAUCGUAUAAAGCUGAUCCCUGCGGGGCAUCUGGUUAACUCUGUGUAUUGCUGUGUUCAUCAGAGCUCUAAUGACCUUAACGACGAAGUAGAAGGAGACUAUAGGUUUGCACUCCGUCCGUCCGUCUGUCACUCCGACACAUCAGUUUUCCAGACUUUUUUUUCAUGAUUGAAGGGAUUGACUUUAUAUUUAGUAUAUUGUUUUCAGUGAACUCCACCGAGACCAUCAUUCAAAUGUAUAACGAUUUGAAUACCUCUACCUCUCCAAUUUUGAACGAUCUGUCUCAUUACUUUGGUAAAUAUAUACCAACUAGAGAAUAGUCCUAAUGGCAAAACAUUUUAAUCGUAGUAAAUUUGUCUAUUUGAAUAUUACAAAAGAUG
Mytilus trossulus (common blue mussel) is the source of this 13705-nucleotide messenger RNA. Its product is annotated as interferon-induced very large GTPase 1-like. NCBI's taxonomy places the organism in Eukaryota, Metazoa, Mollusca, Bivalvia, Mytilida, Mytilidae. Gene Ontology annotation, molecular function: GTP binding. The record is from RefSeq and is a predicted model, not a curated record. The transcript has 3 exons. The coding region runs from base 396 to 7733 and encodes 2445 amino acids.